AUGGACAAAGAGGACGCAGGUGAAUUCCGGAUGACGGCCCCUCUUGGGAAGAAAGGGAGAAGAGAAUUGGAAGUUGGAGAAAAUAGGAAGAAAUGUCAGGGCUUGUCAAAAGCGUAUAGCAGCCUUGCUACCCAGCUCUGUCGCUCCUGUUUGCGAUGUUUCACAAUAGACGUGCUCUAUGAGUUCUGUAGGGAUGACACCACUUUCAAAGAAGAGAUAAACACAAGUCUGAAGCUCACGAAAGCCCACUUCCGGGCUCUCAUUCAGGGCAGCCCCCUGCUGGUAAUCCUCUCUGGAGGAUCCACAGGCCUUUCGCCAAUAGCAACAAUGUUCAGGUCUAUGCCACAGGCCUUGAGGGGCUAUCUGUGCUCAUCAGCUCCUCUCUCAGCAAGAAUGUUCAGCAGAAGGGCAGAUGAGAAUCGUACCCUGGCUGAUAAAGUGGCAGUGGUCACUGGCUCUACCAAAGGGAUUGGCUUUGCCAUCGCCCGGCGUCUGGCCCAGGAUGGCGCGCAUGUGGUCAUCAGCAGCCGGAAGCAAGAGAACGUGAACCAAGCGGUGGCUAUGCUGCAGCGGGAGGGGCUGAGUGUGACCGGCACUGUGUGCCAUGUGGGGAAUGCUGAGGACCGCCAGCACCUCGUGACCACAGCCCUGAAGCACUCUGGGGGCGUUGACUUCCUGGUGUGUGUAGCAGGAGUCAAUCCUCUGGUGGGAAGCACCCUGGGAGCCAGUGAACAGAUCUGGGACAAGAUCUUGGAUGUAAAUGUGAAGUCCCCAGCUCUGUUGCUAAGCCAGUUGCUGCCCCACAUGGAGAAGAGGGGGGGAGGCUCUGUUGUUCUGGUGUCCUCCGAAGUGGCUUAUGUACCAGUACCGAAACUGGGAGUCUACAAUACCAGCAAGACAGCCCUGUUGGGCCUCUGCAAGUCUCUGGCUGUGGAGCUGGCUCCAAAGGGCAUCAGAGUGAACUGCCUAGUGCCAGGGAUUAUCAAGACUGACUUCAGCCUAUGGGGAAAAACAAUGCCGAACAUGCUGCCUGAGCUGAAUAAAAUCUUUGGAUUGCAGCGGUUAGGGGAGCCGGAAGAAUGUGCUGGGCUCGUGUCCUUCCUAUGCUCCUCAGAUGCCAGCUACAUCACUGGGGAGAACAUCACAGUGGCUGGCUUCUCCCCUAAACUGUGA
This is a messenger RNA of Psammomys obesus (fat sand rat), 1173 nucleotides long. RefSeq names its product dehydrogenase/reductase SDR family member 2, mitochondrial-like. NCBI's taxonomy places the organism in Eukaryota, Metazoa, Chordata, Mammalia, Rodentia, Muridae. The coding region runs from base 1 to 1173 and encodes 390 amino acids. Gene Ontology annotation, molecular function: carbonyl reductase (NADPH) activity. The transcript has 11 exons. The record is from RefSeq and is a predicted model, not a curated record.